Molecule: messenger RNA, 2688 nt
Organism: Megalobrama amblycephala (Wuchang bream)
Lineage: Eukaryota; Metazoa; Chordata; Actinopteri; Cypriniformes; Xenocyprididae
Product: armadillo-like helical domain-containing protein 4
Exons: 8
Coding region: 276-1706 (476 amino acids)
Source: RefSeq, a predicted model, not a curated record
AGUGACCCGCAGUCGACUGCGCAGAUGCCCGUGACUGACUGCGCGCCUGCAGACGAGAGCCAGCGGAAACUUCAGUGUGGCAUGAGCUGACGCAGACUGAGGAAUAACAGCGACUGCUUAUAAUGCCACUUAACAGCGGUGACGGGUGACUGAAACACUGCGCGUGCACUGGACAUGAGACUGACUCCGCGUUCACACACAGCAGGAAUUGGCGUUUUGGACCCGUUCACGUUUAACUUCAGUUUCAGACUUUGUGCUCGAGUGACGGAUCCGCUAUGUUGGCCGGUGCAACUUUCCAAAGUCUCCUGCUGGCUGCGGUCUGUCUCGCCAGCCGGGCCGCCACACUAGAGAGGACCGUCAGACCGCUGGAGACGCUCGAUCUCCCGGGCGGAGAUGAGAAAGACUCAGCAUCGUCUUUGCUGAAGGACAGAACAGACACGGUCACCAGGACUCACUCAAUCGACUCACCCUUGUUGACCAUCAGCUUACAAAACCCCCAAACAGCACAAACAUCUGCUCCAAACGUGCAUGAGGAGGAAGAUGAGGAGGAUGGAGUCAGGAUUCAUGAGGGGUUUGGCAGAGUGACGGCGGACGGAAACGAGGACAGGCUGAACGAGCGACAGACAUACGACGGGUCGCGGAACACAACAGAAUCUGCAGACGGCGCGUCUCUCCCGUGGUCUCUGACGACGCCUCCUAUCGCAGUUCUACUGAGAACCGACACACUUCAGCUCGGAGCAUCUAAUGAGGACAGAAGGCUGAACGCGGACACGAUCACCAGCUCUCCUUCAGACGCACCGACCGCUAACCCAACCAGCAUUACCAGCGGAGACUCGACUGGACCGACGCUGCUGGACACGGCUGAUACGUGGACGGAACCGGUUCAUCUGCGGGCAGAGGAAGUGAGCGUCCUGCCCUCGUCUCAGGAGGUGAGCACAGAGGCCACCAUGUCCUCCGAAGACCUUCCUUUGAUUUUUGAGCCGUUUGAGGAUGUCACGCCACCCGGAGGCUCAGUGUCGUCGUCCGAAGUGUCUGUCGCCAUGGCUCCAGCUGCCGUAACGGCGGGAGACACAGAGCUUGAGCAAAUGGUGUCCAUGGAUACGGAACGCACUUCCUCUGAUGUCCGUCUCUCAGGAACAUCUGGAGCGGAGAGAUCGAGAGCGUCCGUCACAGAAUCUGAUCCCUCAGAGAAGCCUAAGCAAAACGAUGAUGUCACACAGAGCUCAGUUACCCAUCAGCCUCUGACGGUCGUUCACAUGGCAGCGUCGAAACCAAAGACGGACACAGAAGAUCUGGAGACUAAAGAGGAGCCUGAUGAAGACGAGGAGGACGAGGAGAUGGAUUCUGAUGAGGAGGAGGAAGAGAGUGAAGAGGACCUGAUGGAAAGCACCAUGGCACCGCACACGCGGCCGCCCUACAGCCUGAUCCCCCCUCCUCCCGUCUGGGUGCAGCGGAACCAGGGCCUGGUGCGGAGCUGGGUGGAGCUGAUACGAGAGAAGGCUGGUUAUGUGUCGGGGAUGUUGGCACCUGUCGGCAUUGGAAUAGCUGGUGCUCUUCUGCUGGUCGGCGCUCUGUACAGCAUCAGACUGAUCCAUCGCAAGAGGAGAGACAGCUUCAAACACCAGAGGAGGAAGCCGCCCAGAGAAGUGCGGAGCGGACCGGACAACGCCAUGCUGCUGGCCGACAGUUCAGAAGACGAGUUUUGACCAGCUGAAAUCAUUCGUGCUUCAGUUCUGAUGCAAACAGCAGCAUUUCACUGCUAGACACACGAGUCCUGAUGAGAAAACACUAAGUAUAAACAGUAAGUACAUUUAUGAAGAGAAUCACAAUCUGUUUUCUUCAAUAGCACCGACACUCUUUUGAAAAAACUGUAUGUAAUAUGAACAUCUGAACCGCUCAGUAUUUAAUGAAUAGUUUAAAAUCCCUCUGUCUGUUUUAAGUAAAGCGACUUGGAUGAACAGUUUAUUGAAGGACACUUUCAGUGGUCACAUACAGAACUACUUUCUACCGAUGAAUAUCUGCUGUAAGACGCCGUCAUUAGAUCAGAAACAUGUGCAAAUCAUAUCAGACGAUAUUUAACAUCAGAAUCACGUAUAAAACAGUGUUGUGGUAUAAUAGUGCUUUCAUUCAUCUGAUGACGGCAUUCAAACUCAAGACUUCUGCAAGCCGUAUCUUUGAACCAAAAUACAUCACCAUGCAUAUAUUAUAGAAAAUAUUAAAUGAUUGCAUAUCGAAACGCGUCGGGUGAAAUAUCUGGACACGUUUAAACUCGAGAUCAGCAACCGUUUAUAAACACUUCCAUGUUUUAUAUGAAUGUAAUGGUGUUAUUGGUUAUUCCUAAGUCACAUGACAUGCUGUACAUACAGUAUAUAGGUUUGAUUUCACUGUAAAUAUGAUUGUUAUGAUGCCAAAUGUUGUUUUCAUGUUGUAAUGACAAUCUGAUCCGUGCAGAUCUAUAUGAACUCAUGUAACAUGUUUGUGAUUGAAUUUUCAUUUCAGUUCAUGAAUCAUAAAUUCACUGCAGGCUUGUUAGGGUGUUUUUUAAUUAAUAUUUUUUGUCAAAUUUGAGAAAUAUCUUUACUGUAAAAGGUGUUCAGUAUUCUAGAAAUGUACAGAAACACACAGAGCCAUGAAGAAUUCACAGUACAUCACUGUAAAUACGACAAAAAUAAAGUAUUAAAUCAUUUA